Molecule: messenger RNA, 8319 nt
Organism: Bombyx mori (domestic silkworm)
Lineage: Eukaryota; Metazoa; Arthropoda; Insecta; Lepidoptera; Bombycidae
Exons: 9
Coding region: 291-3398 (1035 amino acids)
Biological process (GO): positive regulation of transcription by RNA polymerase II
Cellular component (GO): nucleus
Source: RefSeq, a predicted model, not a curated record
UAACAGUCGCCAUAUUGAAUUAAUACGGUGGCGAGCGCUUUGUAAUUUCAGUUAAAAUUAAAUAUUUGUAAAUGAAUGAAAUAAAUAUUUGGUUAAAAUUCCUUUUCUACAAUGUUAUAACUUUACGGAAAAUUUUACUAUUUGUCUAAAUUGUGAAUUAAAGUGUAAUAUAUAACUAAGUUCUGAAAAAGUUUUCGAGGUCUCAUAGGCAACCAAGUAGUGAAGGGUUUAAGAACCAAAAGUGCUGGUUACUUUGGUGCCUAUAACAUGAUAUGUAGCAUUUCUUCAUUAUGAAUGGAGAAAUAAAUGGAAUUAUGGAUAAAUCAUUAGAUUCACCUGCAGACCUAUCUAACAUACAAGAUGACCAUAAGAAUUCAGAUGCUAAAGAUGAUCAUGAUGACACUGAAAGUGAUAGUAGUACCAAUGUGAAAGGUAGUGUAUUGAUAACUCAAAGUAUUACGGUAGAUGAUGGUUCUUCCAUUGAAACCAAAACUAAUAGUGAUUCCGAGCAGUCUGACAGCAACAGUAUUCAUAAUAAUGAUGAUAAGAUAAUACUUGUACGUGAAGCUGGUACUGUAAAAAUGGCCAUCCAAGAUGAUAACUGUGUUACUGCAGAAAAUGAAUGUGGAAACAGCAAUGACUCUUAUACUGGUUCAGAAACCAGUUCACAGGCUAAGUCUAUAGAGCAACUCAAAAUCACCAGUAUUGAUAUAAAAUAUAAUUAUACAGGAAAAGACACUUCAAAUAGUUGUGACAAUACACAAAACUCAGAUAAUACAGAGGAAUCAUCAGAUGAUUGUUCUGAGCCUAAAGCAGAUGAUGCAGUAAGCAUCAACUCUGACUCUGGCGAUGAUGGAUCUUCACAGGGAAGUGACAAUAAACUUAAAAGAACAGAGGUAAUCUUGAUAGAUAAUGAUAGGUCAGAUACACAAAAUGGGAAUUCACAUGAUGCUCACAGUCCAGAAGUCCAUGAAAUAGAAAGUGAUAAUGAUGAAACAUUUACUGAACCAGUAGUAGAAAAACCAAAAUCAAAUACAAAUAAUAGCAAAACAGUUCUUAGAAGAAGCAGUAGAACAAUAAAGAGGAGGAAAUUCAGUGAUGAAAUAGAAAAUGGUGAUGACUCAGAAGUGGAAGAAAUAGAAAUGCUGGAUCCUUUACGGCAUAAAAUGAGACCAAUAGUCAUCAAUGAUACUAAAACAUUGGUUGAGAUGGCAGCAAAACAUACAAAGGCAAGUCAGAAUGACAAUAAGAAGAAAGAACCAACAGUUGUUAUAAUUGAUACACAUGCUAACAAGCAAACAAUAAACAAAACACAACCUUCAAUUAAUUCUACAAAUGCUCAAACUUUAUAUCAGAAUAUGAUUGCUCGUGGAACUACAGUUACCCCUGUUAGUAGUAAAAGUAAUGCAACAAACAAUAAUAGCUCCUCACAGACUCAAACAAUUCUACCCUCACUUACAGAUGAUAUGUAUGUGGUUGAAGCACCAUCUUUUAUUGUACCAUACGUGUACGAAAAACCCUCUUUGCAACCUUUUAGAGAAUUUGUAGACAUAUUAGGUAAAGAGCUAGAAGAACAAAAAGCCAAAGAAGACAAAGAGCGAUUAGAAAAAAAUAACAAAGAGAAAGAGAAAAGAGCCAAGGAAAUGCAUGAAAAAAUAACCAAAGGAGAAGAAGAAGUAGAGGAAUCUGAAGAAGAUGUGGAUAUGGAGAAAAAGAAGAAAACUGAAAAAAGAGAGCGACGAAGGCAUGGGAAUGAUGAUGAUGAUGCAUCUUGGGAUGGUGAGUCAUCUUCAGAGUCUGAAGAUGAUGUAAUUAGUGAUGAAGAAGAUAAAAUUCUCAAAGAUAAAGUUGAUCCAAUAGAUGAUAUCAAGGAUGUGACUGAUAUAGUAACUGACAAAACCGUUGGUAAAUCUGAGAGCUACUUUGAUUGUUCACUAGGCAAAUUUUUUAUGGAUAUUGGUUACAACCUUGUUCAAGAAUUUGUACAAAGUGAUUUGCUCAAACAGCAGAACCGUAAAUUAAACAGGGAAAAGAAAUCUGGCCAUAGCACAAAGGCUACCGAAUCAUCAAUAGCAUCGCUCAUGAAAAAUUUGGAAUUAAGCAAAGAAAAUAAUGCACCUUAUGCUUAUCUGCAGAAUAAAUGUCAAUUUUGCACCUUUAAGACUGAGUCUACCCUUGUAAUGGCCAAUCAUUUAGAAACACCUCACAUGAAAAAUAAUUUGUACAAGUGUAACUUUUGUGAAUUUGAAAUUCGAAGCCCACAUGAUAUUUUGAGGCAUAUGAAAGCUGAGCAUAAUAUUGUAGGUAAAUUAGAAAAAGCUCCAUCUUAUCACGAGUGUCCUAAUUGCCCGUUUGAAGAUAAUGGUAAGGGUAAAUUAGCUCGUCAUCAAAUACCUUGUGCUAAAAAAUUUAAACCAGCUAUCAAUUUAUCACCACCAAUUGAAUGGGAGCCCCCAGCAAAAAUACCAAAGAUAACAAAAUCGCGUAGUAAUGUGAUGGGCCCGUAUCAAAACCAGUUUAACCGCCAUGUUGGUAAUAAUAUUAACAGGCCAAUGUCAGUAACAAAUAUGGCACCAGGAGGCAGUUUCCGCCCUCGAGGUAGAGCACCAUUGUCAAUGCCUCCUCGGGGCGCACCCAUACCUGUUCAUGGAGCUCCUAUUAUACGUGGAGGUGUUAUGAUUAGGCAUAAUUCUCCUGCUGCUUCUUCAAAUUAUCCGACAAAAAAUAAGCCAGGGCAGCAGCCAUCUAUAUCGAUAACGCCCUUGCCACGGCAACCGCAACCUGCACAGGCAGUUCAGAAUGUGCAGGCAUCAAAAGGCUCGUUUGUGAUUUGCGAGAUCUGUGAUGGUUACAUAAAAGACCUAGAGCAAUUGCGAAAUCAUAUGCAAUGGAUUCACAAAGUUAAAAUUCACCCAAAAAUGAUCUACAACAGACCACCACUGAACUGCCAGAAAUGUCAAUUUAGGUUUUUCACUGACCAAGGUUUGGAACGACAUUUAUUAGGCUCGCAUGGUCUUGUUACUAGUUCUAUGCAAGAAGCAGCAAAUAAAGGCAAAGAUGCAGGCCGAUGUCCAGUUUGUGGCAGAGUAUAUCAAUGGAAACUUCUUAAUCAUGUUGCUCGUGAUCACAAUCUAACAUUAAAGCCAGCACAUUUGUCUUAUAAAUGUACCGUGUGUACUGCCACAUUCGGAAUGUAUAAACUGUUCGAGAACCAUGUUUAUUCAGCUCAUAGUGUAGUUGCAAAACGCGUUAUGGACAAAAACAAAAAUAAUACACCAUCUGCCAAAGCUUCAGCAAACAACGACUCACUCUUGAAACCCUUGAAGAUAAAUGAUGAGAUUACUAUUAUCCCACAGCCAGUUAAAGCAAGUGCUGCUAAUUGUGCUAAAGAUAAAUAAGGAAAUAAAGCAGAACUACUGCAACAGGCUUGCCGUUAACUUCAUAUCAUUUUAAGAUAGUCUCAUCAUAUGAAUUCUUGGGAAAUUAUAAAUAUUGAACUCUGAUUUUUAGUGUACAUUCCUAAAACAUUAAAUAAUAUACAAAAUAGGAUAAGAUACUAAAAUGUACUGUGUAAGUUAUGGCCAGGAGACUGGUUGCACAAAUAGAUUAUAAAAAAAUAUUAUGUAUGUAGUUUUAUACAUAACUAUGUAGAGUUCCAAUGGAACAACACACACUGCCGAGGCUUACAAAGUCAGUGAUAUAUUAAACAAGUUUUACACAACUGUUGGUGUCCAAUAUCGAUUUUAUAGUAUUUGUACAUUCAAUUAUAAACAAAAUUAUAUAAUUAGAUUGUCCUUAUAACAAACUUAAACAUGGAAGAAUUAAAGCAAAUAAAUGUAUUAAAUGGAAGUAAUAUAUUAUAUGGUAGAGUAGGCCUGGUUUAUAACACUGAAUUUUACCACUAAGUUUAUUCAAAACACAGAUAUUCUUAUCAAUGUUGUUUAAGAGUUAUUAAUUCUAUAAUAAGAAUGUUAAAAGAGAUUAUAACAAAAACAGGUUUCUAUAUUGUCAUUAUGUAAACUGUAAAGGUAAAUAAUUUGACCAGAACAUAAUAUUGAAAUAAAAACGAAAAGUACAAUACGGUCCAUGUGCCUCAUACUCUUAAGAAAUCAUAAGAAAUAUAGUUUGGAAUGUAUACUAAUUCUUGGAGCUUAUAGAACAUUUUUUAAUAAGUGCUAAAUAUACCUCAACGGAUUAUUAGUUUUUGAGAUAAUAUAUUGAAUUUGUUUUAUUGUAAUAAAAAAUUUAAAACUUUGGUUUAAUGAUAAGUAUUGGUAAUUAAGUGUAGUUGAUAACUGAUCAUCUACACAUAUGCAAAUUGUAAUGUUACUGAGGUAGCUCAGCAUGUGUGAACUUACAAAUAUUAGUGAAUGUUACAGAUUAGAUUAUAUACAAGUCUGUUCCAGACUGUAAUUUUGAAGUAUUAAAAUGGAAAAUUUAAGUACUAUGCAAAGCACGGUUUACCCUCUUAUUAUUUAAAAUACAUAUUUUGUAUAUUGUGUCCACAUAUUUUUGUAGAAGAUAGUAAUUAAGGUUACAAUGAUCUUAGCAUUCACGAUUAUAUUAAUGUUCUUGAUAAUAUUCUAAUGUUCUGAAUUUCUUGAAAUGUAACUUUAGCCUUCUACUACAUGUUCCUUUGGUGUGAUAACUUCACAAUUAAAAAGACAAGAUACGUAUUGAAAUCUAUUCAACACGAAUAUAUUAAUAAAGCGUGUUCUACUUACGUGAUUUGCAUAUUAAAUCAUAAUAAAUGUACCAAAGCUAAGUUUUCGCAGCUUAAGAAUCAGCAAAUCAAAUAACUUUCCAAAAUCAUAGAUGUUUCUUUUCAAAUUCGACAAAGCAUGUUUUUCUUUUACGAUUAAUCUGAUCACGCGGACUAAUAAGCAUUAUCAUUCGCCUACAGGAGCUUGUGUGCUAUCCUAUACUAUGUAGCAGCCAAGCCUGGUUCUUACAAACACGUAUUAAAUGAUAUGGAUAAUGACAAUUUAUCAGAACUGUUUUUAAUUUAUAGAUGGAUAUUUUAUUAAAAUGAAAUAUAUACAUACAUCAGUACUUUGAAACAAAAUUAAAAUUUUAGUUUAUCCCGCUAAAUGGUCAAAGUCGUCAUCUGCAAUUCGCUACAUUCUUCAGAAGCCGUAGUGUGAAUCUUUGUUGAUACUCUAUAGCUUUGAUAAAGUCUCAACUAUUUUAGUCUCGUAAACGGCGCCAUCUAGUGUUUUUUUUUAUUGCCCUUGUAGGCAGACGAGCAUACGGCGCACCUGAUGGUGAGUGGUCACCGUCGCCCAUGGACUUCAGCAAUGCCAGGGUCAGAGCCAAGCCGCUGCCUACCGCUUAAUACUCUCCACAAGCCUCGUUUGAAGAAGAUCAAGGGAGACAUAAAUAUUCUUAUUUCAUGUAAGCUUCUGAUUACUUCAGCGCCAUUGGAAUAGUUUCCGAAGCGGGUACUAAUGUUAAAUCAACUGAUGUCUCUUUUUUUAUUCAUAUAAUUCAUUUUUAUCGUUCAACAUAAUUUCAAUCUUCAUCUAUACAUAUAAAUAAAAUUAGGGUGUCUGUUUGUAAUAUUGAAAUAACCGCUUUUUACUACAUGCAUAUGAAUAUAUAUACGGUACAUACACCAAAAUAACAUUUUUUACAAUUUUUGUCUGUCUGUCUGUUUGUUCCGGCUAAUCUCUGGAACGGCUGGACCGAUUUUGAUGAGACUUUCACUAAUAGGUAGCUGAUGAUAUAAUGAGUAACUUAGGCUACUUUUUUUAGGCUAGCUUCGCGCCGCGGCGUCACCCGCAGUUGUCGCGCAACAUGGCGGGACUCGCCUAUCAAUAAUAAAAUUUAAUGUUUCCGAAGCGAAGCGAGGGCGGGUCGCUAGCUAACUAUAAAUUUUGGUCUUAACCUUCAUCUCUUUUAUGGAUCUUAAAUGAACCGGAGUUACUCAUGUGUUAUUCGCACUACGGCUUGAGCGUUGUAGAUUGGUUGAGCUUUACGUUACCUGAAAGUUAUUUGGUUCGAAAUCGAAUUAUUUCGAACAACGAAUUAUAGCUUUAUCGUGGAAUCCUCACCCGUAAUAUUACAAAAUUAGAAUAAGACGUUGGUUUUCACAGUAACUGUCUCAUGAAAUAAUUGAAAAUGUAACGUGGAUAGUUAAAAAAGGAGAACUUACGAAUAUUAUUUAUAUGAAAGUUGUGCAAAUUAAUAUGUAUAAAAGUUUUAAUAUAUAAUACAGCUCACCAAAUUUUUAUAAUCUUUGUAUUGAAUAAUAAAUCGUAUAAGUGUGAAAUAGGGACCUGAUAGUACAUCUUAUUUUGUUAUGAAUUAUCAAAAUUUAAUGAUCUUACUAAUGGUACACUAAACACCCCAGAUAAUUUUGCGAUUUGUUGUAUUCUGUUUGUUUUUGAAUUAUAGCUCUAAUUGUCAGUAUUUGACGAACUUUUCUCACGGCUUAUUUGGUAGGACGUCUCUUUUUAUUUAAUAAGUCAAUAACUUGAUUCAAUAAAAAAAUAUUUGAAUUCAUAAAAAAAAAAAAACAAUCAUGCUGUACACGUUCCGAUGUAAUAUUUGAGGAAAGUUUGAUUCGAUGUUUAAGUAUAAGGAAUAAUAAGAUAAUCUAGAAAAUUGUGGUGGCUGUUAUUCAUUCGUCGAGAAUGGUAUUUUGAGAGGUAUUUUAAAUCUAAAAUGCCAGAUUACUGAAAUUAUUAACAAGAAGUAUUAUGUUUACGUGAUCUAGAUUACAGGAUAAGGACUCUCUGACCGUUAAACAGUUAUAAACAAUUUGAAGUAGUAAAUACGAGCCCUGCUUGUGUUUUUUUUGUAAAUCGUUAAUAAUAGUAACGAUGUAAUCAAGUUUUGGUUCGUGGUCAAUUAGUAUUGUUUGUGAAUAAUAUCACAAUAUAUUCGAAUUAUAGGUUUCGAAGAUAUAUAAUAUUGUUUAUGGAAAUAACAGGUUAUAUGUAUACAACACCACCAAUGUUAAAUACACAACUAGAUUUUAUUUACCAAAUGUAAAUUUAUAAUAUCCAUACAACAAAUUUAAAUGUAGGAGUAGGAUUCUUUGAAAUCAUACCCCAAAACGGUGCAAAUAUGAAUUGAGUGAACAUAUUGUGUUGGAUCAAUAUAUAUGGCUUUUCGGUUCGAACGGAUGGUGCAGCCGUUUUAUAAUACAAUUGAAAUCUAACCUCAUGUCCUAAGGUGAGUGGCAGCAUUCGUCUUGUUGUAUCAAUUUGCUCCAGUACACUACAAAUAAACACCAGAUGAGCAGCGCGCUUUUGCCCGUAUCCCAAAAGAUGAACUUUUCGUCGCGGCCACUAAUAUCCUUAUGUCGAAAAGAAAUAUGAUUUCAUAUUUGGUAAUUAAAAAGUAGUUUUGUAUAAGUAUUUUUAAACUGUCAUUUUAUAAAUCUUAUAUUGAAACGUAAAUGAGACGUAUGAUUUUACUCAUAAUGCUUAAAUAAUAGAUGUAGGCUGUAUGGGAGUCGUUCUUAAAGGCGCGAAGUUAUAAUAAACUACUAAACGUAAAUGAGAAAUAAAUUCUCUUAAUACGAAGCGACCCGCAAUGUAAAGCAAAAGAAGCUUGCGGACGUUUCCGUGUGUGGGUCGAUAUAAUUUCUUACAUUGCUUGCCGUUCCAGAAAUGCUAGUAAAAUAUGGUUUUUGCAUUCGCGAUUUUCAUUGCUUAUCGUUUCGGAGAACACUUGCAACUCCUCUGUAUUUAAGACUCGUUGAACUGAGACAUUAAUUCGAUUAGAAAUAACACAUAGUUUGUACUCACAUACAUACAUACCUUAUUUAAAAUAAUAUGUGAUGGUAAAAAUUCGCGAAGUUUCUUUUCUUCGUGACUAAAUAGGGUUUCUGACUGCUGUGUUACUAUUUGGUGUAAGUAUAAAUUAAUAUACUCUAAUACGAAAUAAAUGAACGAUGUGAAACGGGCAGAGUCCGAUAUUAAUUUUCUUUCUUUGAUAUUUCCAUUACUGUAAUAAAAAUAAUUUUAAUUGUGUUGUUAAUGACACAUUCCUAAUUAUUUUUUGUCAUUAAUGCAAAUCGUAUUAUUGAUUUUGAAGAUGCGUGGUGAAUAUUUAUUACUUAAUUUAGAUUUUUAUGUAUAGUGUUUUUAAAAUAGAAAGUAAGCAUUGGUAAAGGAAUCUUACUUUCCGGUUUUCUUUUACUCAAGAUUGGCGUGAACGAUUAAACAUAAAAAUUUGAAGCUUUUGUGUUAGGUUCAGUAAAGAAUCACUUAUUCAAUAAAAGUGAAACGGAUUUUUUUGUAUUAUUUUGUUAUUUUGUAAAUUUCUGGUAUCCCUUUCAAUAUUUGUAAUAAAGAUACCAUACCACAA